This is a messenger RNA of Nylanderia fulva, 672 nucleotides long. RefSeq names its product mitochondrial ribosomal protein S14 (gene mRpS14). Gene Ontology annotation, cellular component: ribosome; mitochondrial small ribosomal subunit. Lineage: Eukaryota; Metazoa; Arthropoda; Insecta; Hymenoptera; Formicidae. Gene Ontology annotation, molecular function: structural constituent of ribosome. Gene Ontology annotation, biological process: translation. The record is from RefSeq and is a predicted model, not a curated record.
UGCUAGUACUUUAUCUAGAAAAUCUAUAAUAUAUGGUGUAUCAUAGAUUUCUCUGAUUUUGCAGCUCAAAUAUAUUAAAAAAAAAUAAUAAUAAUAACGAGAUUAUAAGGCAAUAGAGGUAAUUCAAGAAAUUUUUGAAACAGCUGAUUUAAUAAACAUGGCAGGGUUGAAAGGAUGCAUUUCAGCUAUCUGCAAUAUUUUACCAAAAAAUCUUAAUCCAUUAGGAUAUAGCUUUCAACAAGUACGCAACUUUGUUGGCUGCUGGCAGUUACGUGACAGAAAGCGUAGGAGAUGGGCAAAACAAUAUGCUGAAGAGCGAUUGCGAUUAGUUGCCUUAAAACGAAAUGAUAUCUUGCCAAAAGAGAUAAUACAACUUGCUGGCACGCAAAUAGAUGAAACGAUUCCCAGACAGACUGCUCUGAGACAAUUGACCCCAAGAUGCGUAGUAACUUCUCGAGGUCGAGGUACAGUGCAUCGAUGGAGAUUAUCGCGAUUCAUCUUUCGUGACUUGGUCGACUAUAAUAAAAUGGCUGGAGUACAACGUGCUAUGUGGUAGAAAUACUAAUGUACAUCAAACAAUAUCAGACUUUUAUUAUGUGAAUAUUAAUGUAGUGUAAAUAAUAUACACGUGUGUAUGCAAAUGAAAUUUAAAAAUAUAAAAAUUACUUAGCA